CUUGUGUGGCACCACGUGGACUUCCCGUACUCUCCGCCAUUAAACACAAUGAAGAAAGCGUCAGAUGUAGUCUCGCGAGAAGAAUACAUUCUCAUUACUACGUAAUGUGCCGUGCUGCUUAUGGCGGCGCUGGUGACAGUGCUGAAAGCUGUUGGGUAUGAAGUGUAACAGAACUGAUUUUUGUACCAUCUGAAACUGCUGCUUCAAGUUCAGAUCACACCGAAGUAACAAAAUAGAAACGACACAAGACGAGCAAAAUCCGCAACCACGCUCCGAGACGACUACGACAACAAGAAGGAUCAUUUUGAAAAAACGGAAAAAGAAACCAAACAACGCAACCAAAGAACUUAAGAAGACAAGAAGACUGCUGAAGAAAAGCCUACCAACAUCAACAUACGACAACGCAAAAAAACAAAAGCAAAAAAAAACCAAGACAUUACUUGAUCUGAGACCAGAAGUUUGUGCCUACUCAACAGCUUUGACAAAGCACACGUCCCAACGCUGCUCACAGCCCUCCUCCUCAUCCUCGCCGCGUCUUCGUCUCGCUCGGGGUUUGGAGAGGGCUGCUCUUCGCUAGUUUUGACAUAGUUCCCUCCUGUCUCCCUCUCUCCUCUCUGUUUCUUACACUUGUUUAUUUGUUGAGAAAAAACAAAAAACAGUGUUAUUACACCUGUCUGCCUUUUUAUUUUAUUUUUUUCUUUUGGAAACUAAUCAGAAACGCUUGCCAGAAACGUGGAAAUCGUAUUUUGUGUGUGUGUGUGUGUGUGUGUGUGUGUGCGCGCUCGUACGUGUGAGUGAAUAGAACAGGAACCUGCAACACCUUUACGUCUGCGACUGUGAGACGUCACCCGAAGUUCCAAGACACAGAGCAAGUGCGUCCCGGUCCUCGCCCCCUUUUUUGAGAUGGAGCAGGUGUUCCCUGAGCCCCCUGUGCCACCCACCGACGCCCCUGCUCCCGCCCCCGCCUCCGCCCCCGCCCCUGCCGCCACGACUCCGGCCAUCCCCCGCUCCUCCUCCGUCUCCUGCCACGGGUCCCGUGCGUGCGGGGGCAAAAAGGCCAAGCGGACCCCCUUAUACCAGAGAUCAAUGAGCUUUGACCCUGGCCUGCUGCACAACAACGGGCACUCUGCCUUCGCCAACGGCACAGGGAGCGGUCUGAGGGAGACCGGUGUGGUGGAGAAGCUGCUGACCUCGUACGGGUUUAUCCAGUGCUCCGAACGCCAGGCCCGCCUCUUCUUCCACUGCUCCCAGUACAACGGCAACCUGCAGGAGCUAAAGCUCGGAGACGAUGUAGAGUUUGAGGUGUCCUCAGACCGGCGCACUGGCAAGCCCAUUGCAGUGAAGCUGGUGAAGAUCAAGCCGGAGGUGCUGCCGGAGGAGCGUAUCUCAGGGCAGGUGGGGCCUGAGUUGUACGGCGCGCCCUUUACUGUGCUGCAUGGUUUUAUUCAUCCAGUAGUGUCUGCCAUCCCGACUCACCUGGAUGGGAAGUCGGCCCCAGGGCAGGUGCCUACGGGCAGCGUGUGCUACGAGAGGAACGGGGAGGUGUUCUACUUGACAUACACACCGGAGGAUGUGGAGGGGAAUAUGCACCUGGACACAGGGGACAAAGUGAGCUUCUACAUGGAGACAAACAAGCACACCGGUGCGGUCAGCGCUCACAACAUUGUUCUGGUGAAGAAGAAGCAGAUGAGAUGCCAGGGUGUAGUCUGUGCUACCAAGGAAGCUUUUGGGUUCAUCGAGAGGGGCGACGUGGUGAAGGAGAUCUUCUUCCACUACAGCGAGUUCAAAGGCGACCUGGAGGCACUGCAGGCAGGGGACGACGUGGAGUUCACCAUUAAAGAGAGAAAUGGCAAGGAGGUGGCCACAGAGGUGCGGCUGCUCCCCCAGGGAACGGUCAUCUUUGAGGACAUCAGCAUUGAGCAGUUUGAAGGCACCGUCACCAAGGUUAUCCCCAAGGUCCCCAACAAGAACCAGAACGACCCGUUGCCUGGGCGCAUCUGUGCCAGGAUCAAUUUCACGGAAAAGGAGCUGCUCUUCGGGGAGAAGGACACCAAAUCCAAGGUGACGCUGCUGGAGGGCGAUCACGUGCAGUUCAACAUCUCCACCGACCGCAGGGACAAGCUGGAGCGAGCCACCAACAUCGACAUCCUGCCUGACACCUUCCACUUCACCAAGGAGACUCGCGAGAUGGGUGUGAUCGCUGCCAUGCGGGAUGGCUUCGGCUUCAUUAAGUGCGUCGACCGGGAUGCUAGAAUGUUCUUCCACUUCAGCGAGGUCCUGGAAGAGAGCCAGCUGCACAUCUCUGACGAAGUGGAGUUCACCGUCGUUCCUGACAUGCUGUCGGCUCAGAGGAACCAUGCAGUACGAAUCAAGAAGCUUCCCAAAGGCACGGUGUCCUUCCACACGCAGUCAGAGCAGCGCUUCGCCGGGGUGGUGGAGAAGGAGGCCAUCGCGGCCUCUACCUGCAAGAACGCCAGUCCCAGCAAGACAAAGGAGAAGGAUGCGGAAGAGGGCGUAAUCGCGUAUGAGGACUGCGGCGUGAAGCUGACCGUGGUCUACCACUGCAAAGACCUGGAGGGCAGCGCUCAGCCGCAAACCGGAGAUAAGGUGGAGUUCUCCAUCAGUGAGGUGAAGAGGACCGGCCUGCAGAGUGCCGUUAACAUCAAGAUCCUCAACCGCACGGUCAACACCAAGAGGCUGCUGGGAUACAUCGCCACGCUCAAGGACAACUUCGGGUUCAUCGAAACCGCCAAUCACGACCAGGAGAUCUUCUUCCACUACAGUGAGCUGUGUGGGGACCUGGAGAGCCUGGAGCUGGGGGACUCUGUGGAGUACACCCUGUCCAAGGGCAAGGGCAACAAGGUCAGCGCCGAGAAGGUCACCAAGGUGGCAGCUGUGAACGGUCUGGGGGAGGACGUGGGUGCGGCCGUGUCUUUGGGGAAGGUGCUGCGCCCCCUGCGCAGUGUGGACCCCUCACAGACGGAGUACCAGGGCCUGAUAGAGGUCACUGAGGAGGGGGGCACCAAGGGCCAGAGCUUCCCGUUCGGCAUCGUGGGCAUGGCGAAUAAAGCGGACUGCUUGCAGAAGGGAGAGAUUGUGAAGUUUCAGCUGUGCACUCUGGGGCAGGCCGGGCAGAUGAUGGCCUGCAACAUUAUUCCCCAGCGCCGGGCUCUGGUGGAGUGCGUCAAGGACCAGUUUGGUUUCAUCACGUAUGAGGUUGGGGAGGGGAAGAAGCUCUUCUUCCACGUGAAGGAGGUCCAGGACGGGCUGGAGCUCCAGGCGGGGGACGAGGUGGAGUUCUCGGUCAUCCUUAACCAGCGCACGGGCAAGUGCAGCGCCUGCAACGUGCGCAGAGUCAGCGAGGGUCCCAAACCGGUGGCCACGCCCCGUCCCGACCGCCUGGUGAACCGCCUGAAGAGCAUCACCCUCGACGAUGCCAGCGCUCCCCGCCUGGUCAUCGUCAGGCAGCCGCGUGGCCCCGACAACUCCAAGGGCUUUAAUGUGGAGAGGAAAAUCCGGCAAGCUGGCGUCAUUGACUGAUCCGCCCUCCACCCCCCCAUGCAGUGAACAGAGGGGCUCGUAGAAGCCCUGAGAUGUGAUUGACAGGGAAUGGGGGGGCUGCAUUGUUGCUGGAGAUCUGCAUGCGCAGCCCCUGUUCUCGUCCCGCCCCUUUAACACAGAACCCCCUCAUUCCAUUGGUCCUCUGCUCUCCAUGUGGGUGUGGCCUCCGGGAUGCCAGCUGGGCUCAGCACUGCAGUGUACUGUGGGAGCCCUUCUGUUCUUCCUGUGUGUGUGUGUGUGUGUGUGUGUGUGUGUGUGUGUGUGUUUGUGUGUCUGACGGAGAGUGAGUACGUGAAACCAUGGAGAUGGUGUGGUGAGUAGAGGAUAGGUUUGGAGGGUGCUGUAACCCCCCCCGCCGCCCCCCCCCCCUCCAGAACAAGGAUAACUAUCCCACAACUUCUCCAGUGCCCAUCUCCUCUGAAACUGGAAAGGUUGUCAUUGGCUGGAGUCUGGAAUUCUGCGCCCACAGUAUAUGUUUGGUUGUGUGUGUGUGUGUGUGUUUUUGUUUUUAUUUCAUUUUUUCUGCAUCCUCUUCACCUCCAUGCAAGAGACGGGGAUUCAUUUAUUUGGAUUUGUUUUUUUUUUUUUUUUUUUUUUUUUCAAGUGUAAUGGGUGUUUUCUAAUAAAUAAAUGAAACAAAGUUUAGAUGUGGAGUCGCAACGGAGACUUGAUGUAUUUGUCAGAUAUAUGGAUGGACACACACAGAGGUACUUCCCUGCUCGGUUUUCAGAGCAGUUUUAAACCAAUAUCCGCGACCUGGCGUGAAAGUGCUGUGUUUGUGACGUCAGUCCUCAUAUGUAUGUGAUUGUGUAAAUCACUCCCUUUUUUGGGAUGUUUUCUUUUUUCUUUUUUCUUUUUUUUUCCUCUACCCCCUCAUGUGUGGUGAGAAAUUGCAACCAUUUUAUCUCCGUUAAGGUGAGUGUUCUGGUGCAUACCUGCAGGUCUCCUUCCCCGGGUGCAGAAUUCUGAAGUGGGUCUUCGAGCCAGCGGUUCUUGUGCUUUUAUACAACAUACAUUUCUUUUGCACAUUUCAGCUUUUUGUUUUUCGUUUUUUUUUUUUUUUUUUCAUUGAAACAUAACAUUUCUGCUUAAUAAUUACGAUAAAAUACAAAAAUAAGGUGCCUAAAAAUACAUAAAAUAAAAAUGAGUAAAAAAAUAAAAGUAGUAAUGUACCUUCUUUCCCCAGCCAAUCGCCAAAAUAUAAAGAACAAUCUUAGGAUGGCUUUUUUUUUCUUUUCUUUUUUUUGGUAGAAUAAAUGCAGGUUUGCAUCCCAAUUAACUGUGGGUUGAAAAUAUACUGUAUGUAUCGUGUGCUUUUUUUCUUAGUCGAAAUUCCAACAUCAUGGUAAAACAUAGAAAAUAAACAAGAUGUUAACUUGCUUAAGUUAAGAAAGCAAAAGUAAUACAAAGUAUUUAAGUACAAAAUCAUUACGAGAAUCAGGAUUUCGAUUAGUGAAGGAGAGGAAUUUGGAAGGGGCAUCUGCUGUGCCUCUGCUGACACAUGGAGUCAUUACUGUUAAAAUUAAACUGGAGGAGACUGGGUUCCUGUUGAACCACAUACAGAGCUUCUCCCAUGUACUUUUGUUAAUGGUCAUGAAUGAAAGAAAUAAACGUUUUACGAAAA
Molecule: messenger RNA, 5185 nt
Organism: Conger conger (European conger)
Lineage: Eukaryota; Metazoa; Chordata; Actinopteri; Anguilliformes; Congridae
Gene: csde1
Product: cold shock domain containing E1, RNA-binding
Exons: 21
Coding region: 904-3540 (878 amino acids)
Molecular function (GO): nucleic acid binding
Source: RefSeq, a predicted model, not a curated record